CUUUUUCCCCUUUGAGAGGAUGUACUACAUGAAAGCACGAGUGUUUGAUGGGUUCCAAUUGCCUAUGUAAAGAGUAUCUUUUGGAUCUUGAUUUGCCUUCUUUCUCCCAAUGAGUGCAUUCAAUCCAAAUGUUAGCACAUCUCUGCGCCCAUUUAAACAGAACUGCUUAGUGACAUCAUAAAGCAACUGCCUUAAGAACUCUCUACUUAGAUGCACUAUUGAAUUGAAUUGCAAAAUAAGAAAAUGCACCAAAACUACUUUUUGGGUCAUUUUCCCUUUGACUAAACUCUAUUCGUCAUCACUUGUCCAUCCAAACACGACCAAACACUAUUUAAAAACCAGCAUUACUAUACACUCCAGCAUGUUUUGCUGAGAGAAUAGAGUUCUUGGUCUCCCUCUACCAUGGUUGUUUCUAAUGACAAAUAGUUGCAGAAUGUGUUGCUGAGCAUUUCAGACAAGAUGUUUUUCAGGCGCCCUUCUAUCAGCAACCCUUAAGCUUUGAUUAUUCCCAGCACCGCUAGGGAGAACAGAAAAUGUUGCAGAAUGGUUGAUGUCAUUUUAGGUUCCACGAAGUAAAUACAUUAUUGAGAUUUGUCAGAUUGUUGUGUUUCAGUUUCAGGUUCUGUUUUGUAGUCUGUGAGGGAGUAAAGGUACGCAAAUGACCCGAUUUCUAAAUGUUUUGGUAAACUAGAUGUUUUUGCUGGUAGCAAAAAAAAAAAAAAAACAACACUUCCUAAACUGUUAAAGAAGUUCAUCAUGCCGCACAUGAAAAUUUUGGUUCUUGAUAUAGGGAAAAGAUAUAAUCUGUCCAUUUAUUUGAAAAAUGAUUUGUUAUGGGCACAAUCACUAAGCAGCUGGUAGAUAGUUAUAUUUGUUGCUUUUCUCAAUGAUAUCCAUUAAAAUGCUGCAGGUUUCUCAUCUGUUUGCUGAAUGGUGUCGGAUUUGUGAACUUCCUGGUAUGAAUGAUGCAUCUUAUGCCCAUUAUAUUUCACAAUUGCAGCAAAGUGGGCUACUUAAAGGUGACGAUAUCACAGAUCGCUUUUUCUGCAUCCUUACGCACACUGUUAUACCUCUUCAGCACCUCGUAAGCUUUGGUCUUAACCUUGUCAGCCGAGCUUUCGAAUUUCAGGCCAAUGCUUUUGCAAAGAAGCUUGGCUAUGUCUCUCCACUUCAAGCAGGCCUAGUGAAAUUGCAGGCCCUUCUUUUGGGGUGAGGAAUAUAUGUUACCUUGUGAAAAAAGCAGAGAAGAAAUGGCGGAGUAGGCUGUUAAAGCAGGAAGGGAAGCCUCCUGUGUUUUUGAAAGUAGACUGGGACAAAUGGGUCGAUGAAGAUGAAGAGCAAGAACACAAAUCUGGAGAUGACAUGGACUUCGGUGGCAUGGAUUUCUCGGUAUGUAGCCAAGUCUGCUUGUGAAAAGCCACAAGAAUGUGCAGUUAUACAAGUGAAGCUUUUGUUUGAUGAGUUUUUCUAAUCCCACAGUCACUUCUAUACAUGGAUGAGUAAGCAGUGCAUCAGGUUUCUCUCCCUAAUUAAAAAUUACAUGAUGCUGUGCAUUAAGUCAUUAGGUGGGCCACACAUGUAUGGUAGAAUUUUUUUGGUAU
Molecule: messenger RNA, 1601 nt
Organism: Magnolia sinica
Lineage: Eukaryota; Viridiplantae; Streptophyta; Magnoliopsida; Magnoliales; Magnoliaceae
Exons: 5
Coding region: 887-1213 (108 amino acids)
Biological process (GO): CAAX-box protein processing
Cellular component (GO): endoplasmic reticulum membrane
Molecular function (GO): metalloendopeptidase activity
Source: RefSeq, a predicted model, not a curated record